UCGUUGGAGCCUUGAAAACGAUAGUAAACCGAAGACGUGAGCAUCAACGGGCUUCUUCGCUCUGACAAUCAGCCUUCUCGUUUAGGGAUAAUCUGAUAGGUGUCCGAACUCUGCUAAUCAACGACUGAUUUAGAGAAUGCUCACCAUUUGAGCCGAAAGAGAUAUCCCAAACGAGUAUUUGGAUUUCUAUCAAUACUCUUCGCAGUAUAUCUAUCCUGUGUAGAACACGCGUUCUUCGGAGCUGUUACCAUCUAUAGCAGAGGAUGCGACGCAUAUACUUUGCAUGACGCUUUCCACACGCGCAGUACUUUGGUUACGCCUCGAAAUUAUCUGCCAGCACUGCAUUUAAUUUUUAAUAGGUAACAGUUGUCCAAUUUACCCGUUUGUAAGCCACUAACAAAAUGUCCAGCCAACGUCCAACAAACUGUUUUCACGAAAAUGUAUUGAAUUUCCGUUACAGACGAGGGAAUAAAUUUACAGAGCUCAAUUAAAGCCAACUGCUAUUUGUAGUAAAUAAAUUAUUGCUACUAUACUAUUCAUGACCACACAUAUCUCGAUGCACGAAUAAAUACACGUAAAUAUGCGCCCUCGAAAUGGCGUAGAAAACUAUUAUAGCAAUCGAAAGAGUUUUCGUUGCUAUGAUAUUAGUGUAUGUAGUGUAUGUAUUAUACCUAUUUGUCAAUUAGUUUACUCAAAAUACGGGGUGGAGAUUAUUCAAAUUACACGUGUAACGUUAUCAGAUAAGAAGCAGAAGUUUCUGUAGUCAACAUCCCAACAAAAUUCAGUAGGAAAAAAGAAAUCAAAGUAAGUAAUCUGACUCCUAAUGCGUACUCCGGCGUUUUGACAGCUAUAACACGUUCACACGUUCCUCGAUCGUCGAAAAUGAUCACGACGCAUAACGGCACAUCGCCUACGUAAGUGCGGCCAUGCAUUUGUUCCCCGAUGAGAAGCGCUUUUCUAAAACGUUCAGUGAACACACGCCAAUAAACUUAUGAAUAAAUAGUGUAGCAAUGGCAAAUUAUAGACGGCGCAAGUUUUCGGAAUCUUAUCAAGAGUUUGGCGAUGAUAUCCGAGGAUCGCGACUCGGCUCACCAGAGCAAGGAUCGGUAAGAUCAGCUGGCAGUAGCAACAUCAGCAGCAAUACGAAUACCAGCAGUAACAACAAUGUCGACAUUUCGAUGGAACUCACCUCUGUUGCAGUCAUUCCUGACGAUACAUUUACCGUUGCACAAGCUGUCAACAUGCUGGGCUUUGGCAAGUUUCAAGUCAAGUUAUCACUUUUUACGGGUCUGUGCUGGAUGGCAGAUAGCAUGGAAAUGACUAUUCUCAGUAUUUUAAGCCCCACACUUCAUUGUGAAUGGGAUAUUACGAGGUAUCAGCAAGCUCUGACUACGACGGUAGUUUUUUUGGGCAUGAUGCUGAGUUCAACGUUCUGGGGAAACCUAAGUGACCGAUAUGGUAGGAAGCAGGCAUUAACGAUCUGUGCAGUAUUGCUAUUUUACUACGGAUUCCUCAGUGCAUUUGCGCCAAACUUUUUGUGGAUUCUUCUACUCCGAGGACUUGUGGGAUUCGCAAUCGGUUGUGUACCACAGUCCGUUACCUUGUAUGCAGAGUUUCUCCCCACAAAGCAAAGAGCCAAAUGCGUCGUCCUAUUGGAUUGUUUUUGGGCGCUUGGAGCAUGUUUUGAAGUGGUCCUUGCUUUAGCCGUGAUGCCGAUCCUUGGUUGGAGAUGGCUUCUUGUAUUGUCUACACUUCCUUUAUUUGUGUUUACUCUUAUUACACCGUGGCUUCCUGAAUCAGCAAUGUUUGAUGCAGCCUCAGGUCGUAUGGAUAAAGCUUUGUCGACACUAGAGAGAGUGGCUAGAGAAAAUGGUAAGCCUAUGCCGCUGGGUAGAUUGGUCAUUGACCGAUGUUAUCCAAGUGGUCGUGGUAAGCUUCGUGAUUUAUUAUCUUCAGAGAUGCGUCAGACUUCUAUACUGCUUUGGCUAGUUUGGAUGACCAGUGCCUUCUGCUAUUACGGACUGGUACUGAUGACCACGGAAUUGUUUGGGAGUUUACCAGGUGAAUGCGGUACUUGGGGAGCCAAAACAAUCACUGAAAAAGACUGCCGUUUACAGUGCCAAUUGGAAAGUAGCGAUUACAUGGAUCUUCUUUGGACAACUUUAGCAGAAUUCCCUGGCAUAUUUUGCACGAUAUUUGCAAUCGAAAAGAUUGGUAGAAAGGGCACAAUGGCUGGGCAAUUAGCUGUAUUUUCAAUGUGUGUUUGCUUGCUCAGCAAGGCGUGCAAUCUGAGUCGAACAUUUUUGACAAUUUUAAUAUUUCUGGCCAGAGGAUUAAUCGCAGGAGUAUUUCAAGCUGCAUAUGUAUAUACUCCUGAGGUUUAUCCAACGCAUUUACGAAGCGUUGGUGUCGGUGCUUGCAGUGCUAUGGCUCGGUUGGGAGCCAUGUUGACUCCAUAUGUAGCACAAGUUGUGCUGCAAAAAUCUUUAUCCUUUGCAAUGGGCGUGUAUGCAGUUGCCGCUUUAUUAGCAGCUGCGGCGACCCUGGCGCUACCUAUUGAGACCAAAGGUCGAGGAUUACAUGAAGGCCCUACUUUUCCAAGUCAAAACUGAGGUAAGUAUUCCAGAAAAAGGUGCUUAACAUUAAAAUAUUUUACCUGCAUUCUUAAAAUAUCAAACAUGCACCCAUUAUUAAUGCAUAUGCAUUAUGAUUGAAAUCAAAUUACUGUUGGCAAUUUAAAAAGACCUACAUGUAGAUUUACAAAUCUAGAUAACAGACAAUUUUCUCAGCAGUUGAUAACCUCAGGCUAAUUGUAGGAUGAAACAUUUUUUGUACUGAAUGAUAUGAACGUGCGUUUUGAGUCAUCCGCAUUAAGCAAUCCUAAUGUGUACAUUAUUGCAAAGAGUUUUCGUUAACUGCAUACAUUUAUUGGCCAUUCUGUAUUAGCGGUCAAGUAUUAAACGGUGAAAUAGGAUUGAAAUUAGUUGAAAUGAAUGUUAGUAAAUACAAUUUAUUUAUUCAUAUUAUUUUGCAAAUUAAAGUAGUCUUUACGCCAAAAAGCAGUGCAGAAAUGGAAUGGUUUAAUUAUUUGUACUUAACAUUUAUACGAUUUUCACAAAAGCACAUGUCACUUUUUACUACGUGUUUCUUCGAUGCCCAUUUAUUUAUUUAUUUAUUUAUUUGUUUAAUUAUUUAUUUAUCUAUCCAAUAUGUAGCAGACUACGUCGAACUUUUAAAAUUUUAUGGCCUAUCCUCAUAUCAAGGUACAAACACCAUUGAUACUCUUAAAACUGCCAGAACAACACUUUAAAAAGUACUUGCGUGGAGAAAUAAUCAAAACGCCAAAGCAUUUUUAUAGAAUGACAUUGCGUAUGCAGCCACCACAAAUUUAUACAUUUUUGAUAUGUAUAAACCGUUCGAAAAAGUGACAAUGGCUUUUACUAAAAAUUAUGAAACUGCUGGAAAGAUUUAAGUCACCCUGGUAUGAUGGUCGAUUUUAAAUCGUUGGAUAAAAACAAUAACUUUCAGUAUUUUAUACAGCGAUUAAGACGCACAAAAAAACAUUUAUCAAAAUUGUAUAAUAAAUAAAUGUGAUACCUUAGUAAGCAUGAAUAUCUGAACUUUUUCCACAUGUAACUUAAUACCAAAAUUUAUUUAAAUAAAAAUUUAUCGCUUUUUAGCAAUAUUUUUAAGUACUUUAACAUAAGUUAUAAAUAUGUAACCAUAUAAUAUGCAAUUGUAUAAUCUAGCUUUCAUAGUGAAAUUGUUAUUCAGAAUAUAUAACGACAACUUUGGAGGGAUAUGCGAUCCACGCAUACCAUGUCAUGUAGUAAAUACCUAAAUAAAUAUGCUAUGUAUAUCUAUAAUCUUCCAAUA
Molecule: messenger RNA, 3876 nt
Organism: Neodiprion virginianus
Lineage: Eukaryota; Metazoa; Arthropoda; Insecta; Hymenoptera; Diprionidae
Product: synaptic vesicle 2-related protein
Exons: 7
Coding region: 1011-2612 (533 amino acids)
Biological process (GO): transmembrane transport
Cellular component (GO): membrane
Molecular function (GO): transmembrane transporter activity
Source: RefSeq, a predicted model, not a curated record